Molecule: messenger RNA, 1563 nt
Organism: Beauveria bassiana ARSEF 2860
Lineage: Eukaryota; Fungi; Ascomycota; Sordariomycetes; Hypocreales; Cordycipitaceae
Product: seryl-tRNA synthetase
Exons: 1
Coding region: 1-1563 (520 amino acids)
Biological process (GO): mitochondrial seryl-tRNA aminoacylation
Cellular component (GO): mitochondrion
Molecular function (GO): tRNA binding; serine-tRNA ligase activity; ATP binding
Source: RefSeq, a predicted model, not a curated record
AUGCAAAGGGUAAUGAAACGGCUACAUUGCCCGUCACUAAAGCUGGUGACGCGGCCUGCGGCGCAUCGAAGCUAUGCGUCGGCCGCGAAGCGCCCGUCCAAUGGACCCAAGCCCGCGCUGGAUAUCAAGCACAUCCGCCAACACCCAGAACGGUACGAGACGACAUGCAAGGAGCGCCUGUACACGGCGCAAGCGGACAACCCCGCGCGCAUCAUUGCGCUGAGCGAGCAGCUGGUGCAGCUGCAGCACAGCGGGCGGGGUCUGCGAGAGCGCGCCAACCUGCUGCGGCGGGUGCUGGCCAACCCGGCCACGCUGACCGACGACAGCACGCUCGGGGACUUGAAGGCGCUGAGCCGGGAGGAGCUGCACGCGGACGCGCGGCGCAUCAAGGAGGAGCUGGCCGAGACGGUGCGGCUCGAGACGGACGCGCAGCGGACGCUCGAGGAGCUCGCGCUGCAGCUGCCUAACCUGACGAGCGCGGAGACGCCGCGGGGCGCGGAGCCGCGCGUGCUGAGCUACAUCAACGAGAAGCCGCUGUUUGACGAGGAAGGGCGCAGCAGCAGCAGCGGCAGCCAGCACAUUUGGCGCUCGCACGUGCACAUUGGCGCCGAGCUCGGCAUCCUCGACUUUGCCAGCGCGUCGGUCACGUCGGGCUGGGGCUGGUACUACCUGGUGGGCGCCGCGGCGCAGCUCGAGCAGGCGCUGGUGCAGUACGCGCUCGCCGUCGUCACGCGCCACGGCUGGACGCAGGUUGCGCCGCCGAGCAUCGUCUACGCGCACAUGGGCGCCGCGUGCGGCUUCCAGCCGCGCGACCAGCACGGCGAGCAGCAAGUGUACGCGCUCGCGCAGACGCCCGACGACGCCGCCGCCGGCGUGCCGUCGCUCGUGCUGGCGGGCACGUCGGAGAUUCCGCUCGCCGGCAUGAAGGCCAUGACGACGCUCGACACGGCCGACCUGCCUCUCAAGCGCGUCGCCGUGUCGCGGUGCUACCGCGCCGAGGCCGGCGCCCGCGGCGCCAGCACGCGAGGCCUGUACCGCGUGCACGAGUUUACAAAGGUGGAGAUGCUGGCGUGGACGCGCGCCGAUGCCGACGCGGCCCAGGACGUCUUUGACGAGAUGCUCGACCUACAGACCGAGAUACUAGGGUCGCUGGGCCUGCACGCCCGCGUGCUCGAGAUGCCCGCCAGCGACCUCGGCGCGUCCGCCACGCGCAAGGUCGACAUGGAGGCUUGGUUCCCGAGCAGGCAAGAGCACAGCGACGGCUGGGGCGAGGUCUCGUCGGCCAGCAUCUGCACCGACUACCAGACGCGGCGUCUGCAGACGCGCGCGCGCCCCGGCGGCCACUCGGCCGGUGGCAGCGGAGGAGGAGUAGGCGGAGGGGGGGCUGCGGACGCCGGGUUCCCUUGGACACUAAAUGGCACGGCGCUGGCGGUGCCGCGCGUCCUGGCCGCGCUGCUCGAGGUCGGCUGGGAUGAAAAGGCAAAGACGGUGACGAUCCCAGAGUGUCUGCGGCCGUGGAUGGAUGGGCGCGACAAGAUUGGCCCGCCGACACCUCGAAAAUAG